GGGGGGUCCCCUUGUCUCUGGGCCAACUAACAGAAAAGCAAGGUGGAAGGAUUCUUUAUGUCACACUUUUUCAUAUAGACUUGCCUAAAUAUAUUGAUGUAUAAACGGAAUGUUAUGUGUCACCUAUUCUGAAUGCACUACUUCUCACGGUCGUUUUACGUGAGGCUCAGAUGGAGAGUGUAACAAACAGGUUUAGACUGAGCCCCCACUCACUCACAACCCCUACGAGAGUUACUUUUCUCCUUUGAUUCCAUUUCUUCUUCCAUCUUAGAAAGGGAGGAAGCGGAGGGUGAUGCUCAAACUCUAUUCCAAACAGAAGCUGCACCCAACUAUCCAUCCGCUCAUGAAACAAUGUGCUGAUUUCAUGUCAUCAAUAUUGCAUUAAUUAAAUUGUUAUAUUGUAUCUUCUGUUAAACAGGAUACUGGUAUGCAGUUUAUUUGAUUUAUGGCUUGGCAAUGCUGCCCUUCAGUGGCAGCUGACUAGAAUCACUUUGUAGGAAACAGCAAAGAUGAGAAGCAGACAACUCUGCAAUGACAGGCUGAACAAAAUGAACCACAAUACAUUUGCUCCAGAGACUGUAGCAUUCUUAAAGUAAUCAACACCCUGCUAAGAAUAUCUCCCAGACAUGGAACAGCCUUUCAUCUCCAAUUAUCAUAUUGCUAUUUUUCUUCAAAACACUAAAUUAGUCAUUAUUUCAGGAUAUAGCAAGCCCUAACUAAUUCUUGUUGCAUGAGCUGGUGAAGCCUGCUCAUUUGAGAGGAGAAACGUGUUCUAACGGCAGAACAGUCCAACGACCAUCGAUUCAAUGCCCUGAGAAUGAAAUGAACUGGAGGAAUGAAAAUAUUCCAAGAAACACAAAAAUUAAUCAGUGUCCACUGAGUAAUUCUACAUAACAAGGUUCAAUCAUACGCAUUCAUCUAUAACGGCGACAUAUGGUGUAAGGCAGAAUAAUUGGAUGCCCUUCCAUGAAAUGGUAGAAGGUACUGUUAACUUGUGAGUAUAUCGACUUUGCAUUCAAUUAAACAUGCCUGAAUUUCACUUUGUGUAAAAUUGUUAACUGAGAGGGAUCCUCAUUGUUUUGAGCUUGGUCUGGCACUCGGGGAGCGGUGUACAAAGAGAUAUUUCUUGUGUAAUAGGGGUGCAAUGGCUUGAUAAAGCUUGGGAAACACUGCGUCUGUGACUUUUUCUUCAGCUGGCUUUUGGGAAACUGUCUAGCUAUUCACAAAUUGAGCUGAUAUGUUUGGCGAAGUUGAUGGUGUUGCACACAGACUGCUGACCUACCAUAUAAUGUGACUCUCAUGGCUGAGAUGAAUUGAUUGUACAAUACUUUUACAACAUCUACAGUGUGUAGAGUCUGCAUAAGAAUGCCAUGCUCUUCCACUCUUUGUGUGUCACACCUGUCCACAGCCUUUGUACCACCCACACAAUAUAAAACAAGAUGCCAAACGUGGAAAAAUAGCACGUUGACAGCCUGUACAAACAACAUGCAUCGCACCAGUAACCACACCACCGUGUUCACACUCAUGUAGUAGAGAAUAAACCAAUGAUGUGGUCACAUGUCUCAAAGAAUCACAAACAGAGGGGAUUGAUGUUUUUCACAGCACAUCAUCAGCAUCCACGCGUUGCAGUAGCACAACGCGCCCGUUUGAUGUCGCCCCACCACUGGGUCAGAUGCGCCCAACCUUCCAACCUCUGGCGGGGUCCUUGGACCAAUCGCAGAGGAGGUGGGUGGGGACGCUGGUGUCACUACGGAUAGUGAAAGAAGUUUGAGCCGACCUGCCCGCGCCGCCGCCGCUGCUUGUGCUGCACCUAUGAGUCUGCACGUAAAUAAAUAGCCGCGGCUGACUAUGCCGAGUUAAAGAGCGACUGACUUGCGCCCUGUCCCAUGAUGGCACGCGAUGUUCUACCCGUGGACGGUUUCACGGGCAAAGCGAUGCCCAGAGGCGAGCCGUGUACAUGCAGCGCCAACUGCCGGAGUCGGAGCAGCAGUGUCGUUUUCCUCGGAUUAUUCCUGCUGUCACUCUGCCUGCACGCGGUCACGCUCGUCUGCUACUUGGACCUGCGUUCGGAGGUCAAAAGGGAAAUAAUCCACCAAAAACGGGACUCCGUGCUGACACUAGCGGGGAGUGACUCGGGCAAAGCGGCGUCUGUGGUCCUACCGCCCGAGCCCCCGCGCCUCGACCCCGGUAGCAGUCGCUCAGCAGAUGAUCCUCAGGUGCAAUUACUGAUCAGAAAUAGGGACACGGCUGCCAGAGAAGACAACACGGGCAAAACUCAAAGGGAGAAAAGAAGUGCCGCCAAGCAGCCAGAAACAGAAUCAACAGGCAAGGAAAAAAGGAAAGAGAAGAAAAAAGGCAAAAAAAGACCAAUAUCAGGCCCUCCUGGUCCUCCCGGCCCCCCAGGUCCGCAGGGGCCUCCAGGAAUUCCUGGCAUCCCUGGGAUCCCAGGAAGUAAUGCUGUGGGUCCGACUGGACCUCCUGGCCCCCCUGGACCACAGGGCCCUCCAGGUGCUCAAGGCCCAGCAGGAGUUCCUGAUAGGAUGAAAACAAAAGAAUUUCAGCCUGCAGUGGUCCAUUUGCAAGGGCAGGAAACAACCAUCCAAGUAAGAGAAGAUCUUUCUGAAGGUAUCCUCAGGAAUUGGAAGAUGGUGUCCAUCCAUCACCGUGUGUUUAAAAUGCACUCUCGCUCUGGAGAGCUAGAAGUGCUGUUGGACGGGGUCUACUUCAUAUAUAGUCAGGUAGAAGUGUAUUACCUCAACUUCACGGACAUCGCCAGCUACGAAGUGAUGGUGGAUUCCAACCCGUUUCUCCGUUGCACCUGCAGCAUUGAGACAGGCCAGCGCAAGUUCAACACCUGCUACACAGCUGGGGUGAGCCUGCUGCGUGCAGGCCAGAGAAUAUCCAUUCGCAUAGUAUAUGAGGACACGCUCAUCAGCAUGACCAACCACACCACUUUCCUGGGAAGUGUCAGACUUGGAGAGGUGCCAUCUGCUGGACAGAACUGAUGACUACACAAGUCAGCCCUCUCAACGCAAGUUUGUCUGCGUUUGAAGAAACCGUUUGGUCUGGAUGCUUCCAGUCUUGCCCUGUGAGAUCCUGCUAGGACAUUGUGAAAGCAUGUUGGGUGAUAAAAUUGAGGAUCACUCAAGUUCACUCUCACAGUAAUCACUCUCAUUAUGUCGGGAGGACAUAAUGGACUGUUCUUCUUGUGAAUGAGAAGACAGAAUGUCUGUUGACUAUUCAAACAAAUGUCACUAAUUAUAGUCCCCAGCUUCUCUUAUCUUAUCUCUCACCCCCCUCUUUCUUUCUUUCUUUCUUUCUUUCUUUGUUCAUAACAAGGAAUGAUACUGCACAAACAGGUAUUUUAAAUUAACAUGUUGUAUCUCCCAAAAGGAACAACAAUUAAAAAUUGAGAAAUAUUGUUUAGUUGUACACUACCACUACUUAACUUUAUUACCUACCUAUUUGUGGUCUACCAUAAGGAGCUCUAGAUUCUACUACAGCUCUGAAGUUACAAAAAUAAAAGUUGAGAAAAUCUUUGCAACUAGAGUCAAGAGGUAUUCAAAGAGCAACAGCACUAUAUAUUUUGCGCACAUUUUGCACUACAAUAUCCCUGCAGAAUAUCAGUGAUAUGUUCUGUGACAGUGCUAUUGAGUUACUGUAUGAAAGCAUACAUGUAGAAUAAAGAUUUGUUUAUAUGUCUGUGUACAUAUUGUAUAUAAAAAUGGGAUAUACUUUUGUAACUUGAGAGGAUGGAUAG
Molecule: messenger RNA, 3760 nt
Organism: Syngnathoides biaculeatus (alligator pipefish)
Lineage: Eukaryota; Metazoa; Chordata; Actinopteri; Syngnathiformes; Syngnathidae
Gene: eda
Product: ectodysplasin A
Exons: 8
Coding region: 1887-3005 (372 amino acids)
Biological process (GO): animal organ development; immune response
Cellular component (GO): membrane
Molecular function (GO): death receptor binding; death receptor agonist activity; tumor necrosis factor receptor binding
Source: RefSeq, a predicted model, not a curated record